AUAAUACGAUUAAGCUUUAUUUUAUUCAGCAUACGGUACUAUUACCUAACAUUUUAGGAACUUCUCAUACAGGUUCGGGAUGUGAUCAUCUUCACUGUAGGUAUGGAGGGGCAGAUUACGGAUAUCAUGCAUAUAUAUAGGUGGAUUGGUGAUUACGAAAUUAUUUGAAAAUUUAUAUAUAAAAUCCCGGUGCUAUUUUUUCGGACAAAUUUUGAAAUAGUUCAGUGAUACAAACAGUGCAGUAUGAAGGUCUUGUUGUUUGCGUGCGCUCUCUCUUGCGUCAUUCAAGGUCUCUUGAGCGCAGAAGUCCGUCUGAUAGACCUGGAACCCACUGAUGCUCAACAGAUCAUCGAAAAACAAGACCAGUCUUUGAAUUAUGCACCAAAAAUCGAUACUAAUGUACCUGCGGUUAGAUACCUUGGAAAUGAACCCCACCACGUGUUGGAAGAUAUCUAUUUAGCUAGACAAUAUCACGGCCAGGAUGGCGUUGGAGGAUAUCUCUAUGGAUACAAUAUACCUGACAUAGCUAAAACCGAGAAAAAGAAGGCAGGAGGGGAUCUGAGAGGUGCUUAUAACUACAUCAACGGAGAAGGAAAAGAAAUAAGGGUACAAUAUUGGGAUGAUGGAACUGGUUUUCAUCAAGUAGACAAUGUACCACAAAUUGCUCCUAAACAAGUCGAUGAUUCCCCGGAAGUUAAAGCAGCCAAAGAAAAAUUCUUUUCAAGAUGGCAUCAAGAAGCCGAAAGAAAUUUGCACCCACUCCCUAACCCUUAUGAUGCUCACCAAACGUAUACUCAACCACAAGUCCAACAGUAUCCACAAUAUCAACAACAACAACAACCUGGACAGUACUACCAACCAAACCAAGUUGACUACAGUGGCCAGUACAGCGAAAAGAGAGAUGUAUAUGCUGCACCUCAAAACAGACAACAAGAUGAGGAGGAGGACACAACUGGACCUCCAAAAGGAUUUUUCUAUAGCUAUGAUUAUCCCGUUGGUAUCAUUGUACAAAAAGAAGGAUUAAUUAGAAAAGAUGAUUUGAGAAGUGCAUAUCCAGCGAGUAAUUGAAACAAAAAAAAAA
Messenger RNA from Anoplophora glabripennis (Asian longhorned beetle), 1081 nucleotides. RefSeq lists its product as uncharacterized. The coding region runs from base 244 to 1068 and encodes 274 amino acids. Lineage: Eukaryota; Metazoa; Arthropoda; Insecta; Coleoptera; Cerambycidae. The record is from RefSeq and is a predicted model, not a curated record. Gene Ontology annotation, cellular component: chitin-based extracellular matrix. Gene Ontology annotation, molecular function: structural constituent of chitin-based larval cuticle. The transcript has 4 exons.